Molecule: messenger RNA, 714 nt
Organism: Pseudocercospora fijiensis CIRAD86
Lineage: Eukaryota; Fungi; Ascomycota; Dothideomycetes; Mycosphaerellales; Mycosphaerellaceae
Exons: 2
Source: RefSeq, a predicted model, not a curated record
CCCACUCUCAUCAAUCUCCCUCCGCCACCUUCUGAGCCGCUCACGCCCUCGGAUGCGCCCUCGCGCAGCGGCACUCCCAAUUCCACUCGCUCGACCACGACAUCUAUGAGCGAACUCUCCACCGUCGCAAUCAAAGACGGUCACCGCGGCCACCUUCCUCACCACCAACACCACCAAGGUCCUUCCGGCCUCUCAAACCAGCUUGACGCCGAACGCGCAGAUCGCAUUUCUCGCCUUGCUGGUCUCGAACGUGUGACCACAGCCCGCAAUCCCCAGACACCAAAUAGCGUAGGCAACGUCACUCCCGGCGCAUCAGGAGGCCAAGCCGUACCUCCCGCAGUCUCCUACUUCGACAGCACCGGCAAUCCUGUUCUCGGCCGCGAACGUAGCACCGUGGGCAGCGCCUCAGCAACGGGCUCUGUCGGCGCACGCACAACCUGGGCCGGCGAUAGCGAGGCAGGCGACAAUUAUGACAAAAUGUCCGAAUCCCAAGACCAAGAUAUGGACAUGGACAAUUCUUCCGUAGGGGGAAUGUCCGAGGAAGGUACUCCCUCUCUCGUAGCUUUUGGAGAAGGAGCGAGAACUCCUGCGAGACAGUCUACGAUUUCUCCGCCUGGGGUGCAAGCUGCUACUAAAGGGGUGAGAGAGGCUAGGUAUAUUGAUGGUAUGACUUAUGACCAGGAUGUCGUGGAUACUACUGCCGAUGCCCGCCGG